Molecule: messenger RNA, 5995 nt
Organism: Bacillus rossius redtenbacheri
Lineage: Eukaryota; Metazoa; Arthropoda; Insecta; Phasmatodea; Bacillidae
Gene: Mps1
Exons: 9
Coding region: 857-3175 (772 amino acids)
Biological process (GO): meiotic spindle assembly checkpoint signaling; protein localization to kinetochore; peptidyl-serine phosphorylation
Cellular component (GO): nucleus; kinetochore
Molecular function (GO): protein serine/threonine/tyrosine kinase activity; ATP binding; protein serine/threonine kinase activity
Source: RefSeq, a predicted model, not a curated record
UAUUUUAGGUGUAAGAUUUGGUGGAGGCAGUGGAUAAGCGCAAACAGGUGGACGUAAUCUAUUGAUUUUGAGAAGGCGUUCGAUAGGGUGCAACACAAGAAGGUGAUGGAGAUAGUUUGAUAGUCUGAUAGAGGACAGUAGGGUGGUGAAUUGGACAGGGAACUUCCUGAGGGAUAGGAGCGUUAUGGGGCCCCUGCUGUUCCUAAUAUUGAUAAACGAUGUUGGGGAGGAAUUGGAUAGCAAACUGAGACUGUUCGUUGACUGCAUGAUCUAUGAAUCUGGGGGUAGCGGCACACCUGAAGACUUGAAGAAGCUUGACGUUUGGUCAAGGGCAAAUUAAAUGGGAAUAAAUUUAAACAAAACGGUGGUCAUAUUCACAAGGAAAAGAAAGGUCGCUAAGCAAAUACAUAGUUGGAAAGGGCAUGAGAUUCAAGAAGUAGGUGAAUAAAAGUACCUGGGAGGAACCCUUCAGAGUGUCUCAGGUUGGGGUAAGCAGGUGAAGCGGGUGGUAAAGAAGGGGAGGAGAGGGCUGGGUUUGAUUGCCGGGACACUGAAGGGGACAGGACAGAGAGUAAAUGAGAAGGCGUAUUUAAUGUUGGUGAGGUCAAUGCUUGAAUAUGCAGCGGCAAUUUGGGACCCAUACCUAGGGAUAGAAAAUAAUUAUCUGGAAAUGGUGGAAUGUUGAGCGGCUAGAUGGCGAUGAGUAUAUGGUGGAUGAGGAGGGAAGGUGCGAAUGGUGAAACGCAUAGGCCAUCUGUGAUGAUGGAGCUGUGGUGGGACACACUACACAGAAGGAGAAAAGUAGAGAGAGUGGUGAAGUUUUUUAGGGUUACAAGGAGCGAAGGGUGCUGGGGAGAUGCAAGGAGACAGGUUGAACAAAGGGGUGUAUAGAGGGAGGAGGGAUCAUGGGUGGAAGAUUCAGAGAGAGUGGAGAAGAACAGAAAGAGGAAGGCAAGUAUUCCUGGUGAGAUCAGGGCGGCAGUGGAAAAGUAUUAAGGGAAAGAUACUGGAUGUGAGAAGAGGAAAUGACUUGAGGAACAGGCUUCAGAAAUUGGGUCAGUCAUCAGCCAGUCUCGUGAUGAUAUCCCCGCACAGUGACUUGUCUGCUUUGGAAGCGAGUGUCAAGAAAGGCUGGAACUCUGAAACAUGGCCCAAUCAUUUGGCAAAUCAGUCGCAAGAGAGUAACAGCUCACGCAGACGUGAAAGCCACUUGGGGAAGAACGACUACGGCAUCAGACCUGUUCGCUUGAGGUCGUUGGUUCCAGAACUGUUUGAUAUGCCUUCAGACAAUGAGGAAGCAGGUGAGUCAAACAAGUCUGGCAUGGAGCACGACUGGUCCACCAAUCUUGCCACGUCGUUGUCGACAACCAGCAGUGACGAGGAUGUCAUGGAGGGGAGUUUGGAAGAUGGUUACGUUGGCAAUGCGAGAAGCACAAAUCUUUACGUUCUCCCAGAAGAGGUGAAUCAAACCCAGAGUGUAGUCCGGCUGCCAGGCAGUAGAACAAGUAACUCGCUGGCAUCUGAUAGUUGGAAUGUGACUCCUAAAACAGUGUUCAACAAACCAGUGUGUCAGUCGUCGAAAAGAUCUCAUUUCGCAGAAGAGUUACAGAAGUUAGACACGCGGCAGGAAAGCGAGUCUCUUCGGUCUGUCAGUGCUGAUAGUGUACCCCGUAGUGAUGAGAUGAAUAGUUCAGAGAAACCUCCUUUUUUUAAACAACCUAAACCAAAGCGCGAUGUUUUUGUAAAUAGUGGCGUUCAGAACAGACCAAAUCUUAAAGACAUCGGCUCCAGUCCUUUCGUGAACUCGGCACGAUUCCAGUCGGACCAGAAUGGUGCGUUCCACACCAGCGCCAACAAAGAAAAUAUAUAUCCUCAUUUUGGAAUAGAAGUUUCAGAUGACCGUAGUAAAAACACAAAAAAUACACCAAAUAAUUAUUUUAAUGAUAAAAUUAUUUCUUCUAAAAAUGGACUGGGAUUACACUAUGAAAAAAAAUUGUCUGCACGCAGAGUGCCAUUAGGACAAAACGGUGAAAGAAUUUUUGACAUUCAUCCUCGAGGCCACGAACUGUCAUCUUCAAGAGAAGAAUUGGCGAGUGAUGUUGAUGAAAAAUGGAUGGACAUGCAUCUCUGCAAAAGAUGUUUGCGGAAAGGUGGACUGGCAGAAAAAGGAAUUCAGUGCACAUCCGAGAAGCUAGGCGAAGGAGCGAGAAGUGAAUCACGGGAUAAAGCAGUGCAGUGUGAGUUUGAGACUGCCGACAAAGGCGUGACUGCUGAUCGGAGGCCGAAGAGUGAAGAGAAGGCGGCCCACACGCUAGUCGUCAAGGGCAAGCGCUACAACGUGCUGAGCAAGUUGGGCUCCGGGGGAUCGAGCGUGGUGUACCAGGUCCUGGAUCCCAUUUCUUCGUCGUUCUUCGCUGUGAAGUGUGUGCGUCUCCCUGUGGAGCAGGAGGCCACCACCAGGGGCUAUAUUAACGAGAUCAAACUGCUGCAGCAGCUGCAGGAUAACGACUGUGUUAUCACUCUCCAUGACUUUGAACUUGUAUCUGAACAAGAAGUCUUGUACGUUGUGAUGGAGAAGGGAGACACAGAUCUGUCGAAACUGAUUCGAGAGUGUUCAAAAAAAAGGAAAAAAUUAUCCGUUCCAAUGAUAGUAUAUUAUUGGACCGAAAUGCUAAAUGCUGUCAAAUGCAUUCAUGAUCACGGCAUCGUCCAUUCGGAUCUAAAACCAGCCAAUUUUCUUUUGGUGUGUGGACGGCUGAAGUUGAUAGACUUUGGGAUAGCUUCGUCCGUGCAGAGUGACAUGACGAGCGUUCUGAAGGACUCGUUCACAGGAACGCUCACCUACAUGAGUCCUGAGUCGAUGAUCUGCAGCAGCGGCAGUCAGGGCAGCAAGAAGUACAAGGUGAGCUACAGAUCUGACGUGUGGUCCCUGGGCUGCAUCUUGUACAGCUUCAUCUACGGAAGAACUCCGUUCCAGCACAUUGAGCAAAUGCACAUGAAGAUCGCAGCCAUCAUGAACCCGGAGACCCGGAUAAGCUUCCCCGCGGACGAGAGAAUCCCGCGGGUACUGAUGGAGACGCUGAAGCGCUGCCUGGUCUACGACUCCAAGAAGAGGCCGACGAUAGCAGAGCUGCUGGCCGUGCCGUACAUUUCCGACGGCGCACCGACAGGCUGAUCGGCUGGGACACGUGCUGGGGCAGCUUGCCUGGGUGAGUCUAUCCCUGGAGCGGAACAGCAGCUGUGCCGUGGAGCUUGAAAGUUGGCACUUCUGAUUGCUUCCGCAACGCCAUUCCUGCCUCAAGUACAUUAAUAAUUUCCACAGUGAAAUUAUGGCCCAGCAAACUCAUUUUAAUUUCAUGUGUUUAUACUAAAUCUAUUGUUGAGUUGUCUGUAAACUAAAUUAACUUAUUAUCAAGAUUUGAAUUGUAUUUUUUUUUUUCACUUGGUAGCUGUAGGCCUACAUUUGCUGUGUAGUGUUUUUUUAUGAUAUUUUAUUCUGUAACAUAUUAUUGCUAUUGCCUAAUUUUUUUUUUACAUUUAAUGUGAAUUCAUAAUCUUACAUAAGUAAAAUAAGAAUAUAGCUUUUUCAUUUUUAAUAUUCCAAAGCUUGUGUAAAUAAGUACUGCUUGUAUCUUUGUGAAUAUUCUCAGAGUGAAUACCUAGAUCUGCGAGGGUAUAGAAACAUGUAUUUUACAUUUUAAUAAAGGGUUUUUUGUGCAUAAACUAGCUAUUGAAUAUCAGACAUUUUGACUUUUAUAUUUCAAUAAAAAAAUUUUUUUAAAAAUCCUGUGAAACAUUUCAGAAGUUAAAUGGAUGUUUUUUUUUCUUUAAAUUUUACUGCUUAUAAUUUUUGUAAAUAGAAAAAAAAAAUUAGCAUGUGUGUAGUGCAUUGAAGUAGGUAUGCAUACUGAAGGGAAAAAAAAUGAUUGGUAAUAUAAUAUGUAAAUAAAAGUAACUUUGUGCUAAGUUCAUUUUCAGUGGCUUCUUGCAGCACACGGAGUCAGUCCUCGGGGCCCUACAGUUGCGACGUAGCAUUGGUGAAUAGUGACCACGGAAAGAAUAUCAGCACUUGUUGAAGAUUCAAACCUAAAAACAAAUGAUAAACUUUUUUGUACUUCUAAGCCCAGCCAUGUAGCACUGCUCUGCAGAGACAAUGCCUCUCUAACUGGGACAGAGCUACAUGGAAAUGAAAAUUGCCGUAAGCAAUCAUGGGCUUUUGAGUCUGUAAUUCAUAAAAUGUUAAAUUCAUUGUGUUAUGAUUGGCAAUCCUUUCAAUGUUUAUUAAGUACUCUUGUUAAUGUCGAUGACAAUAAUGCUCCAGACAUACAGUUGACUCAGAAUUAUACUCAUCCCCAUGUGUCUGCCUGCAAGAUUGUUCUUUGUGUGGCUAAACAAACAAUUUAGAAUAAAAUAACUUUUUUUUUUAAGUUUAUUUAAAUGUACAUAUUUGCUGCUGGCAAAACAUUAAUAUUUUAAGUUUUGGUCUUGUUCUCACCUUUCCAGCAGUCCAGUAUUUUUAUUGCUAUGCUCCAGAUCUCAGAACAAAGGGUAAAUCCUAUUUAAAAGACAGUACCCAGUUAUGAUGGUACAUAGUUAGAAAUCUGCUUUAGACUGUGGUUUACAAAGUUUUGCAUUUAUGAAAAAAACACUUCCUUUGCAUGAUGCUCUUAGGAAGAGAUCUGUGGAACUGGCAGGGGCAGGGGAGGAGGAGCAGGCUUAGGAACAUGGAAGGAGGGGUUUGUAUGUGCCAUACAAGAGAAGCCUACUAGGUUGUGUAUAAAUAGCCUGUAAAAACUUCUGGCUAUCCAAAAUGUGUUUGUGGAGUCCACACAUGACACAAGUGAAACUUUUUGCCUAUUACCUAGUUAUAGAUAGAGAUAAGUUACUAAUAUUUUUAAAUAUAACGAGAGAUAAUAAUUGAGAAUAGUAAGAACGUGAAUAUGAUCUCAAAAGAAAUAUAACUCUGGUUAUAAAGUUAAAAUUUGAAGGAAAUCGGCUGUGAAUUUUUUUGAAGCACUUUGUGCUGCAUUUCUCUUGGUGAGCACUGUACUGCAUGUGUCACAGUGGACAUCCCCUCCCCCUGACUAAUUCUCCCCACCGUCAUACCUCAGAAAACGGUUCCGUGGCACGCGACAAUUUUUACCACCGCACGCUCGCCAGCCAACCAUUUUGCCUUAUUUUGGAUCUCUCGUGGUUUUGAAAUUUGUUUUUCAAUGAUAUAUUAUUUUUUUACUGUGAUUUGGUUGUUUUUUAGGCUUGAUUUUUUAAAAAUAAUAUACUGACAUUUGAUUUGUGUAUAAUGAGGCGGAAGUAGGGCUGUGCGGAAUCUCUUAUUUUUGGGUUAAUCAAUAAGAAACAGACACAACUCAAAAACAAAACAACUGAGCGUUAAUAAAGGUUCUGGAUACAAGAGUAAUUUGCAGUGAAUUGUUAAAAGUACUAGACUCAACUACAGUUCAGGUGGCCACUGUUAACCACCAAAAUGGAACAAAGACUAAAGUUUAAAAGGUAAUCCUAAGCUAAUUUUGUCAGAAUUCCACAAAUAGAACUAUUUUAAGUGAAUUUAAUCGGAAUUUUGUUGUAUUAUGAAGUUAGUGAAAUUUUCCUAUUUCUACCAAUCACUGUUGCACUUAGAAAUUCUUUUCUUUGCUUUUCUAAUGACAGUACAAUAUGGUUGUAGUGCAACUAAACAACUUCUUAAUAGCAUUUGACAAUACAGUAAACUCUUGAUUAUCUGUAGUGAUGGGUCGAGACUCGAAAAAUCGAGCGAGUCAAGUCGGCAAAACUAAACUCAACUCGAAAACCGAGUUGAUUAAGAUCGUGUCCUCGAGUCUCGUCAAAGUUUAGUUUUUGGCUCGACCAUAAUGUGGCACAAUUUCCAAUCGUGAAGGUACUUAUCCGAAAGCAUGCACUUUAAAAUAAAAUGUAUUAUUUAGGCCUACCUAGUGGAAAACCUCUGAUCCAACAUUGAAAACCUUGGAAAAAAAAAAAAAAA